ACUAGGUUGCCGCUGAUAAAGUUCACCGGAGGCUCAGUAUUCGUGAAGCGGCGCCAAAACUUGAAACUAAGUCGUUCCGUUUGAAGUAACCAUGGAUGAAUACUUCAAUAAAGCGGUUCCUCUCUACGUAAAGCACACAGAUCGGGAAGACAGGAGAUCGCAUGUUCGUAUCACUGUGUCGAGUCGACUGUCUUCGUCGUCUCCGCAGAAGGAGCUGGCAGUCCGACUAACAGAUGAUGGCGACCCAUUCUUCUUAUACACACUAGUACUUAAUGAGGAAGAUUUCCAGAGUUUGAAAAGUCAGCAAGGAUUGUUGGUGGAUUUUGGAGCCUUUCCCCAGAAGUUUGUAGGUCUGCUUGAGAUGUGCUUGAGUGAAGAGCAAAAGGAGGUCCCAAAGUUUCUUCUUCAGUUUCUGACCUCAUCUGGUGCACUUGAUAGAGGGCUUGGCUGCUUGAACAUCAUUGAGACAAAUACAUUCAAACAUCUCACACAUCUCUCCCUCAAGUUUCUACCUGGUAAUGAUACUGAGGUCAAGAAAUAUCUGGCUGACUGCCUGGCCAAGUUAAAGACUGAGAAGAACUCGCUUGAGCAGCGAUUAUCAUGUAUUGAACAAGACCUGAAACAAAGAUUAGCCACUUGUGAGAAGGCAUACAAUGAUAAAUCAGAGCAACUGAGCCGCCUUCAGGUGGAAUUUGAUGCCAAAUCUACUGAGUUGGCCAACAAACAUGCGCAAGAGAUGACUGCAGAAAAAGAGCGAAUUCUACAUCAAAAGAGUAAAACUCAGCAACAGUACGAGAAAGAGAGAAGGGAUCUAGAACAGGCUCAUAGGCACACAGUAAAGCAACUUGAGAGCAGACUUGAUAAAGUGGAAAAUCAAAACAAGGAGUUCACAGGAGAAAAAUACAGAGCAGAAGCUACCAUCCGCGAACUGAAAGGAAAGUUAUCAGGAAUUGAAGAGGAAUAUGGGCAUAUGAAGCAAGAGCUAAAAACACUUAGACGAGAUAAUGGGACAUUGGACUCAGAGCGCCAUGAGAGGGAUAAAACAUUGGGACACCUAAGAACAAGAAUAGCAGUGCUGGAACAAGAAUUGCGGGACAAGGAGCAGGUCAUCAGCCGGUCCAAUGAGCUGUUGGAGUCUUCCAAUGAUCAGAAAAAGAAACAGGAAGACACUCUGAAUCAUCGAAUCCAAGAGAUUAAGAAACUUGAGAACACUGUCAGCACUAUCUCUGCCGAAGUUGUCAAGGGAAAUGAAAUUAUACAUAAACUGCAGACGCAGUUACGAAAUUUUAAAUCAGAGAUAAAACUGAAAAACGUCCUCACUAAGCAACAAGAAAAGUUAUUGGGUGAAAAGGAAACUGUCAUAAAGCGGCAAACCCAGGAACUUGAGACGACGACAGAAAACCUAAAACAAAAAGAGGAGGAGGUGAAAAAACUGAAUGAAUCACUUGAAAGCACCAUGGCAAAACUAGAAGAAAGCAAAGAACUGUUGAAAACCAACGAGAACGUGAUUAAUUGGUUGAACAAGCAGAUGAACGACCAGAUGGCAGCUCGGCAACGACACGGACCAUUCGAACUUCACUCCGCCAAGGAUCCCGCGUUUGCUCGCGAAUUAACCGCUUCUAGUGUGCCAUCAACGACUUCCGGUUCCCAGACGUUUGUCCCGCGCUACACUGGGCCACAACAGGUGUCCUACCGACCUCCACCCCAGCGGAAGCCUAGCCUCCCUCGACCCCUCAGCCAGUCUACCCCGACCAUCCCUGAGGAACCCGAGACUGCUCCACCAAAGCCUAACACAACGACGCCCCUGACACGAGGGAAUCGCGAAAACCAGCCCCUGCUCGAUCCCAAGUACCUACAGCGGAAGACACAAAUAGGAGGGGGUCCCCUUAACGACGCUAAUAAUGUCCCUAGUGAGAAUAGGGUUCUGCAGCCAUCACAACGAUUCGGGCCUAACCCUCGGUUAACGCCCUCACAGGCGCCAUUAAUGUCUGCGUACUUCAAGCCUACGUGACCCGUGUAUAGUUUCUGUGGUGAUUUAUACGGAUUUAUGUAUUACGAAGUCUUGUUAUAAGGUCAUUCUGUAAAUACUAUUCAAAUAAAAUAAUAGCCUGAG
Nematostella vectensis (starlet sea anemone) is the source of this 2113-nucleotide messenger RNA. RefSeq names its product spindle assembly abnormal protein 6 homolog. Gene Ontology annotation, cellular component: centrosome; centriole. Bases 92 to 2011 code for a protein of 639 amino acids. The transcript is spliced from 19 exons. Gene Ontology annotation, biological process: centriole replication. The record is from RefSeq and is a predicted model, not a curated record. Lineage: Eukaryota; Metazoa; Cnidaria; Anthozoa; Actiniaria; Edwardsiidae.